AUGAAACAGGUACACAAGCAAACGGGCUUAAGUCACAGACGCGAUGAAGAGAUGGCGAGUGCACAAUCACAAUCGCCACCUUAUUCACCCAAAGCACCAAAGCACCCAAGAUCCAUUAACUACCUUUUGCGAGAGCGGAGGCUUUUGUUCAUCUUAGUCGGCAUCUUGAUCGGGUCAUCAUUCUUCAUUAUCCAACCCGCCCUCACUUCUCCGGAGCCCCGUCCCUUACUAUCCGGAUCUGCCACUUUCCCCUCCCACGACGUCGUAUCGGGCAGGGUCCCAGUCGGAAUCAACGGCCGCCGCCUCAGGAUCGUGGUUACCGGCGGAGCCGGUUUCGUUGGGAGCCACCUCGUGGACAAGCUCAUUGCCAGAGGGAACGACGUGAUUGUGAUUGAUAAUUUCUUCACUGGGAGGAAGGAGAACCUGGUGCACUUGUUUGGGAACCCGAGGUUCGAGCUUAUUCGUCACGAUGUGGUGGAUCCUAUCCUGUUAGAGGUGGAUCAGAUUUAUCACCUCGCUUGCCCUGCCUCACCCGUGCAUUACAAGUACAAUCCCGUUAAGACCAUUAAGACCAAUGUGAUGGGUACCCUUAACCUGUUGGGCCUUGCAAAGAGGAUUGGGGCUAGGUUUCUGCUUACUAGUACCAGUGAGGUUUAUGGGGAUCCGCUGGAGCAUCCCCAGAAAGAGACCUACUGGGGGAAUGUCAAUCCAAUAGGUGAGAGGAGUUGUUAUGAUGAAGGAAAGCGGACUGCAGAAACCUUAACCAUGGAUUAUCAUCGAGGUGCUGGCGUUGAGGUUCGUAUUGCUCGAAUUUUCAACACAUAUGGGCCCCGCAUGUGUUUAGAUGACGGGCGUGUUGUUAGCAAUUUUGUUGCACAGGCUAUUCGCAAACAACCAUUGACUGUAUAUGGUGAUGGGAAGCAAACAAGAAGCUUCCAAUACGUAUCUGAUUUGGUUAAUGGGCUGGUAGCUUUGAUGGAUGGUGAACAUGUGGGACCUUUCAACCUCGGUAACCCAGGAGAGUUUACCAUGUUAGAGCUUGCUCAGGUUGUCAAAGAAACAAUUGAUUCAAGUGCUACUAUAGAAUACAAACCAAAUACUGCUGAUGAUCCACAUAUGAGGAAGCCAGAUAUUAGCAAAGCAAAGGAAUUGCUGAACUGGGAGCCAAAAGUCUCACUAAGAGAAGGAUUGCCUCUUAUGAUUAGUGAUUUCCGGAAUCGGAUUUUGAAUGAUAGCAUGGAUCAAGCCUCAUCCUCUUCCUCUUCCUCUUCCCCUUCUUCCAACACCAUUCAAUUCGGGGGUAGAGCCAUUGAUCGCCACAACCCCAUCAUCACAGAUUCAAGAAGAACCCCCUCCAGAGAUCUCAAUGCCCCUAGUUCUUCUUCUAAGCCACCCAUCGUCCCCAAACCUUUCCAUAAGGCCAAGAAAAACUCUACCCCAAAGCCAAGUGAACAGAAAAAGAAAAAUGCAUCAAAGGGUCAAGAUCAGAAGAAGAAGAAGAAAAGUGCAGCAGAAAAGCUCACUAAACUUAUUACCAACAAUUACUCUUCUAAACCAGUUGAUAGUAUUCCGCAGAGGAGUUGGGUGAGGCCUCAUUCUGAUAUAAUCACUCCUCAUGGUUCAUCAAGAUAUUUGCUCAGUGACACUGCUUCCUCUGUCGGUGCAUUAGAUUAUGAUCCUGUUUUGGCUUUAACCAAGGUUGAUAACGAAAAGGCUCAAGUUGUUCAUCAAGAUGAAAUCAACCAUUCAUCUAAACCCUCUAGCUGUUCUCCUCCAAAAUCUGGUUCCUCAAACCAGGUUGUGGUAUUGAGGGUUUCUCUGCACUGUAAAGGUUGUGAAGGGAAGGUGAGGAAACAUCUCUCUAGAAUGAAAGGAGUUACGUCCUUCGACAUAGACUUUAAGGCAAAGAAGGUUACAGUAGUUGGCGAUGUGAUUCCAUUGAGCGUAUUGGCAAGCAUAUCAAAGGUGAAGAAUGCACAAUUUUGGCCAGCCUCUGCUUCAGCAGUUGAAUCUGAUAGCGCAGAAACAAGGAAAACAAAUUUGAUCUAACUGAAGAGGAAAGUAGGCCAUUGUUGUAUGCUUUUGAGUCUGAAUUGGGUAGUAAUUUAAUUAGUGUAAAUGAAAUGUUAGCAAGUGCAGCUGUGGCUUUGUAGGCGAUGAUAACUAUUAAGAGUUAAAAGGAACCUGUUUUUUUUUUUUUUAAGGAUGGGUCUAAUUUCUCUAGAAAAAAUUUACUAUAUUUAAAUCUGCCAAACAUUCGACCCUGAUGUUAACCAAGUGAAAAUAAAAAAUAAAAAAUUGCACAAUAAC
This is a messenger RNA of Gastrolobium bilobum, 2310 nucleotides long. Its product is annotated as UDP-glucuronic acid decarboxylase 1-like. Gene Ontology annotation, cellular component: cytoplasm. The transcript is spliced from 10 exons. Gene Ontology annotation, molecular function: metal ion binding; NAD+ binding; UDP-glucuronate decarboxylase activity. Bases 1 to 2049 code for a protein of 682 amino acids. NCBI's taxonomy places the organism in Eukaryota, Viridiplantae, Streptophyta, Magnoliopsida, Fabales, Fabaceae. Gene Ontology annotation, biological process: D-xylose metabolic process. The record is from RefSeq and is a predicted model, not a curated record.